AUGGGUUACCGUUGUCACCGCUGCCACCAAAUGACGUUGUUCGCCCUGUCCAUGUCUCUGACGGCGUUGUUGCUCGUGGCCGAGAACCAGGAAGGAAUCCGUGGACGCUGCAUCGUAGCUGGCGUGACGCCGGUGGAGGUUAUCACAAGCCACGCGGUGGUGCAGAUGUCCAUGGCGUACAUGCAGACGGUACUCAUGCUGGUGGUGUUCGUCAGCGUCUUCGACACUCCGGUGCGCGGAAGCCUUGGCGCCGCCUUCUUCAUACCCGUGCUCAUGGCGCUCUGCGGCAUGAACUUCGGGUUCCUGACUUCGUCGAUGUCCAAGGACGAGGCGACGGCCCUGCUGCUAUCGAUGGCCGCCCUCUAUCUGGCACUGCUCAUGGGAGGCGUUCUGUGGCCCGUCGAAGGUGCCCCGGAGGUGCUGCGUCCCUUGAGCUGGGCCGUGCCGCAGGCCCUGCCGGCACACGCCAUGCGCGGCGUCAUGCUGCGAAACUACACGUACGACAACGUGCACGUGUUGCAGGCGGCGGGCGUGACGGCCGGCUGGACGCUGGUCUUCAUGGCGCUCGCCAUGAUCAUGUACACACUCUCAAAAUGA
Messenger RNA from Rhipicephalus sanguineus (brown dog tick), 597 nucleotides. Its product is annotated as ABC transporter G family member 23-like. Lineage: Eukaryota; Metazoa; Arthropoda; Arachnida; Ixodida; Ixodidae. Gene Ontology annotation, molecular function: ABC-type transporter activity. Gene Ontology annotation, biological process: transmembrane transport. Gene Ontology annotation, cellular component: plasma membrane. The transcript is spliced from 5 exons. The record is from RefSeq and is a predicted model, not a curated record. Bases 1 to 597 code for a protein of 198 amino acids.